UGUAUAUAUGUAUGAAUUUAUGUUUUAUAAAAUCAUACUUGGAAUAGAUAAAGUAUGGGUUGUGAGGACAUUCACGUAUGUGCAUGAAUGUGAAUUGCUUUUAUAAUUCACAUAGAGUCAUCAUUAUUGUAAUUGUCAGUACUGUAUGGCUAGCAUUAUGAAUGUGCCUAUGACAGCACCCGCACCACCUAAAACUACUUGGAAACCUGGUAAAGUUAAAGUUGUACGGGCAUUGUAUAAAUAUAUAGCACAGCGUGCAGAUGAACUAUCCUUUGAAGAAGGUGAUCUCCUGUACGUUUAUGAUAAAGAUGUAGAACCAAAUUGGUGGAGAGCAAAAUGUGGAACUCAGGAGGGUCUUGUACCUGCUAAUUAUGUUGAAGAACAAACUGAAGAAAUUGAAUUGCCAUUGCAUGAUGCUGCAAGACGGGGAAAUCUUUCAUUAUUAAAAGAAUAUAUAAAACAAGGAGUUUCAGGUACAGGUUUAGAUGCAAUGGGUAAUACUUCACUUUACUGGGCUGCACGUGCUGGUCAUUUGGAUUGUGUAAAAGAGCUUUUAAAUUUACCAAAUUCUGUAGUUAAUGCUAAAAAUAAAAUAGGAGAAACACCAUUACAUGCAGCAGCAAGUCGUGGACAUAUAGAUACUGUUAAUUUAUUACUAGAAUAUGGUGCAGAUCCAAUGAUAAAAAAUAAUGACGGUUUAAUACCUGAACAAUUAUCUUCUGAUUUGUCAAUUAAAAAUGCAAUACAAUUAAGUCAACGUCACUCUAAUAAAAUACAUGGAUACACAGAUGAUGACUAUAAUGAUGACAGUGACUAAAAUUAACGAAUUAAUAUAUCAUUUAUAUAUAUUUUAUACAGGGUAUUAAAAAAACUUGUGACCAAAUAUCAGGAUCACGAUAAUACAUUAUAUACAUUAUUACUAUAAAAAAUAUAAAAAUUUUUGUUAUGUUUUA
Megachile rotundata (alfalfa leafcutting bee) is the source of this 953-nucleotide messenger RNA. RefSeq names its product osteoclast-stimulating factor 1-like. Lineage: Eukaryota; Metazoa; Arthropoda; Insecta; Hymenoptera; Megachilidae. The record is from RefSeq and is a predicted model, not a curated record. Gene Ontology annotation, molecular function: protein binding. Gene Ontology annotation, biological process: signal transduction.